CAGAGAAAUGGCAACUACGCAAUCUGUCUUCACAUUUGCUCUCUGCAUUUUGAUGAUAACUGAAUUAAUACUCGCUACAGAGAGCUAUUAUGAUAUCCUAGGAGUUCCAAAAAAUGCAUCUGACCGUCAGAUCAAGAAGGCAUUUCACAAGCUGGCUAUGAAAUACCACCCAGACAAAAAUAAGAGUCCUGGUGCAGAAGCAAAAUUCAGAGAAAUUGCUGAAGCAUAUGAAACAUUAUCAGAUGAGAAUAAACGAAGAGAAUAUGAUCAGUUUGGCCGUCAUGGAGGACAAGGAAAUAAUGGAAGCCCGUUCCAUCAGUCAUUUAAUUUCAACUUUGAUGAUCUAUUCAAAGACUUUGACCUCUUUAGUCAAAACUCACGGUCAAAAAAGCACUUUGAAAAUCACUUCCGAAGUCAUCGGGAAGCUCACAAUCGGCAAAGACGUUCUUUCCAGGAGUUCUCCUUUGGGGGUGGACUGUUUGAUGAUGUGUUUGAAAAUAUGGAAAAAAUGUUUUCGUUUAGUGACUUUGAAAAUGCACACCGACAUGCAGUGCGAACUGAUACCAGGUUUCAUGGAUCCAGCAAGCACUGUAGGACUGUCACUCAGAGACGAGGAAACAUGGUUACCACGUAUACAGACUGUUCUGGACAGUAAUGUUUCCUUUCUUUCAUCUUUUUUCUUCUUUCAACAACUUCAUAAUCUUUCUUGGUUUUGUGCUAACAUGGAAAAUAAAUCUUUGAACUGUUUGUUUUAAAAAACACUUAACUGCUAUGAAGAAAUUGUAGAUGAAACUAACCUUCAGAAUAGAAACAACAUGCAUUCAGGAAGUAAGUGUCUUGGUAACUAAUUAAAAUGGGAGAGAAAU
Molecule: messenger RNA, 866 nt
Organism: Antrostomus carolinensis (chuck-will's-widow)
Lineage: Eukaryota; Metazoa; Chordata; Aves; Caprimulgiformes; Caprimulgidae
Gene: DNAJB9
Product: DnaJ heat shock protein family (Hsp40) member B9
Exons: 2
Coding region: 8-655 (215 amino acids)
Biological process (GO): ERAD pathway
Cellular component (GO): endoplasmic reticulum
Molecular function (GO): protein-folding chaperone binding; misfolded protein binding
Source: RefSeq, a predicted model, not a curated record